Fusarium coffeatum is the source of this 900-nucleotide messenger RNA. RefSeq lists its product as uncharacterized. The transcript has a single exon. Gene Ontology annotation, molecular function: G protein-coupled receptor activity. Bases 1 to 900 code for a protein of 299 amino acids. The record is from RefSeq and is a predicted model, not a curated record. Gene Ontology annotation, biological process: adenylate cyclase-activating G protein-coupled receptor signaling pathway. Gene Ontology annotation, cellular component: plasma membrane. Lineage: Eukaryota; Fungi; Ascomycota; Sordariomycetes; Hypocreales; Nectriaceae.
AUGCCAGUCAUCACAAGUCUCAUUCCUACCAUUGCGGGUGAGAUGAAGCCAGUUGGGGGCAACUGGUGCUGGAUAUCAGCGACUCGGCCUGACCUAAGAUAUGGAAUGACACAUGGCUGGCGUCUCUUUGUCAUCUUCAUGACUAUCGUCAUCUACAUUUAUAUAUGGAUUUAUCUACGGCGGCACCUCGGCAUGGGAAACAAAACGACAAGGCGAACUCUUUCGUUCUCAACGCACAACACCAACACUGUGUUUUCAAAAGGCUCGAAAGAGAUGGGUUUUAAGAUGAUGAAGGAGAAUGACACCGAGCUUGAUACUUUUGAACCAAACAUUGCUCCAAAUUCACCAACCAUGUUUGACCAGAGAAAGAGUUUCUGGAACAAUCUGCAUCAGGACAAAAUCGAGGAAAUCCGAGAUGACAUACGAGGUGAGAGCGAAGCUAGCAAUGGCAGAUAUAAUAGCAGAUCCAUCCGCCACAGACCAACCUCGUCAAAGAGAGGAUCAGACCUAGUUUAUGCAGAAGUCACUAACACUGAACCUCUUCAAGAAACACGAAUCUCACCACAACAGAACACCAAUGUUCUCCAGACCAACGCCAGCGAGUUUCCUCAGCGUCGAAACACCUGCGACGUCGAAGUUGAGAUCAAACGAAUGAUGCUACUAAACGGAUAUCCAUUCAUGUACGUCCUCCUCUGGACGCCAGGACUAGUCAACAGACUGCUCGAAGCACUAGGGACACCUGUCUCAGAAACGACCAUCGCUGCUUUGAACACUUCGACGCAGUUUGUUGGAUUUGCAAACGCUGCGACGUAUGGGUUCAAUCAUUACUUGAGAGAUUCUUUGGAUGCGCUGUAUUGGACGCCUAUGAUUAUGAGAAUAAAGCAAUGGUUUGGAAGAUGA